Zonotrichia leucophrys gambelii is the source of this 6228-nucleotide messenger RNA. It is a transcript of the gene SLC7A3, whose product is annotated as solute carrier family 7 member 3. The transcript has 13 exons. Gene Ontology annotation, cellular component: plasma membrane. The record is from RefSeq and is a predicted model, not a curated record. Gene Ontology annotation, molecular function: L-arginine transmembrane transporter activity; L-ornithine transmembrane transporter activity; L-lysine transmembrane transporter activity. NCBI's taxonomy places the organism in Eukaryota, Metazoa, Chordata, Aves, Passeriformes, Passerellidae. The coding region runs from base 1318 to 3225 and encodes 635 amino acids. Gene Ontology annotation, biological process: L-ornithine transmembrane transport; L-arginine import across plasma membrane.
GUCCUGCUGCGCCCGGGGUGCUGCCUAUCCUGUCUGAGACCAUUCUCGGCGAUCGUGCUGCCCUGGUGGGUCCUUGCCUACAGCUGUCAGUCCUGGAAUGAGUGGGAAGUGUCUUGAGCACCUCUGACCCCCAUUUACUUCGUCAUGGGGUCAGAGGUCUGAACUGCGCGCCCUCGAUUCUGCGAAGCGGGGGCAGAGCACUUCACAGUGCGUCAGUUCCAGUCAGAAGCAUGAGCUGAUGUUUCCAUCUCCGCAUACUCAGCCGUUUGCCCCCGCGGAGGAUGCGGGGGAGGCACCGCCUGGCGCUCCCGCCUGCCCUGCCCUGUUCCCUUCCGCUCUGCAAGAGACUGACAAGCUUUUUGCCUCGCUAGCGGCAAUACCGAAGCAGGGCAUUGCCGAUGAUGCCGGCGAGGGGCUGGUUUACCUCCCUGAGCUGCCGCUCUGAACGGGAGCUCACGGCAGGCCAGCCCCGGAUCGCAUCAGGCGCGGCCCGGUGACGGGCGGCUCCCAGCCUGAGUGCGGGACAGGUGCUGGCCCCUGCCUCGCUCCUGGCUGCCCAGCAGUGCUCCCAGGACUGGCGUUUCCCAUCCCUUAGUGCCUGUUGCUCCCAGAACUGAGGGGCUGUAGCGGAGCAGCCGGAGGUCGGGGAGAGGCCCCGCACAAGGCGCGGGCGGAGCUCCGCUCGCAGCCCCCGCAGCGGGCUGGCCUCGCCGCCUCGCCUCGCUCCGGUCUGGCCGGGCCAGGCUCCGUUGUCAUGGCACAUGGGCCAUGGGCUGAGGGUGCCCCUGGGCUCGGGGCACCCUCAGCAGCUCCCUCCGUGGCAUUUCCCCAGGGAGCAAGAUGCCUAAGGGCCCUGCUCUCUUGCCCGCAGCAGCCGUAUUCCCGCCAGUCGAGCCCUGCCUUUCGGAAACGAGCGCGGGGGAGGAUGGGGCUGCCCUGCGUCCCGCCCUCCCUUUCAUACCACUACCAGGGCGGAACUCAUCCCCCUCUCCUCUUUCGGCGCGAAACGGAACAGAGUUCACCUAAAGGGGAUCCACGGUUCGGGCCGAGCCGAGCCGCAGAUGCCCCCGCGGGGCUGAGGCGGUGGUCCCGAGCUAACAGCUCCCCACACCUUCGCCAAGUUAGGCGGGAUGCGAUAGUCGGUGCCGGGCUACGGUAGGCGCCGGAAUGCAGCGGGAGGCUCCUGCUGCCGCCUCACCCAUGCGGAUCUCGAGUCCGGCUGCUGGAGGUACUUGGAACAAUUGAGCAGCGCUGGGGAAGGCAGCUAGACUUGCCCAGGGCUUUUCACCAGCUGAGCUUCACUGAGGAGAAGACAAGAUGUUGAGGGAAAAAAUGACCGUUUUUGGCAAGAAGCUGAUCCGCCGGCGCAUGGUGGACCUGAGCUCCGAUGACACCCAUUUUGCUCGCUGCCUCUCCACACUGGACCUCGUAUCCCUGGGGGUGGGCAGCACACUAGGGGCUGGUGUGUAUGUGCUGGCCGGGGAGGUGGCCAAGGAGAUGGCUGGUCCCUCCAUCGUCCUCUCCUUCCUGGUGGCUGCUUUCUCAUCGGUACUGGCUGGACUCUGCUAUGCAGAGUUUGGGGCCCGUGUCCCCAAGGCCGGCUCUGCGUAUCUCUACAGCUACGUUACUGUUGGCGAGAUCUGGGCUUUUAUAGCCGGGUGGAACCUCAUUCUCUCCUAUGUGAUAGGUACGGCCAGUGUGGCUCGAGCCUGGAGUGCAACAUUUGACAACAUCAUCGGCAACCACAUCUCCACCUUCUUUGUCACCAACAUCCCAAUGCACAUGCCAGGAGUGCUGGCUAAGCAUCCGGACUUCUUUGCUUUGAUCCUGAUUUUGCUGCUUACUGUACUGCUGUCUUUUGGUGUCAGCGAAUCUGCCCUCGUGAACAAAAUCUUCACGGCAGUGAACCUGUUGGUGCUGGGCUUUGUCAUCAUUGCUGGCUUCAUCAAGGGAGACAUCAAGAACUGGCAGCUUUCAGAGGAGAGCCAUGGCAAUUUGUCACUGCCAGACACACCGGAUGACAAGAAAAAUGCUUUUGGCUCUGGUGGGUUUUUCCCCUUUGGACUGGAAGGGAUGCUGACCGGCGCUGCCACCUGUUUCUAUGCCUUCGUGGGCUUUGACUGCAUUGCCACCACAGGGGAGGAAGCCAGGAACCCACAGCGCUCGAUUCCCAUUGGCAUCAUUGUGUCCCUCCUCAUCUGCUUUGUGGCUUAUUUCGGGGUCUCUGCGUCCCUGACUCUCAUGGUGCCCUACUUCCUCCUGAACAAGAGCAGCCCUCUGCCUGAGGCUUUCAAGGCGGUUGGUUGGGAGCCCGCCCGCUACGCUGUCGCCGUUGGCUCGCUCUGUGCCCUCUCCACCAGCUUGCUGGGCUCCAUGUUUCCCAUGCCCCGAGUGAUCCAUGCCAUGGCAGAGGAUGGGCUGCUCUUCAAGUUCCUCUCCCGGAUCCACAGUGGCAGAAAGACCCCUCUGAUCGCCACCUUUGUCUCGGGGUUCUUCGCAGCGGUGUUUGCCCUCUUUCUGGACCUGAAGGACCUGGUGGACCUCAUGUCGAUCGGCACGCUGCUGGCCUACUCCCUGGUGGCGGUGUGCGUGCUCAUCCUCCGGUACCAGCCCAGACAACCGAACUCCCCAAAGGCCGUGGAAAUGCUGGAGCUGAAUGGGAAUGAGGAGGAGAGAGUGAUCAUGAACCCAGCCAUCACUGCUGCCAGUGCCCAGCACAAAGAGACCGUGUCCCUGGCGACACUCUUCAACCCACCUGGGGACACCCCAACUGUGCUCUCGGGGCGCAUUGUCUAUGUCUGUGUCGCAGUCAUUGCUGCACUGAUCACAGUCAUCUGCGUGGUCCUGACCCUCAAUAUGGAUGCGCUGAAGGAUGCCAAUGUGGGCUCUGUUGUGCUUCUGGUGCUGCUCCUCAUGGCUCUGCUCAUUUUCACCAUCAUCAUUUGGAGGCAGCCGCAGAACAAUGCACGAUUAAACUUCAAAGUACCUUUGCUGCCACUGGUGCCAAUCCUCAGCACCUUCAUUAACAUCCUGCUGAUGGUCCAGCUGAAGAAGGACACCUGGGCGCGGUUUGCCGUCUGCAUGGUUGUGGGUUUCGUGAUUUACUUCGCCUAUGGGAUUUGGAACAGCGUGGAAGGGAAAAAUGCAGAAACAGCUUGUGCCACAGCAGAAAAACCUCUGCACCAUCCUGAACAGGACCUCAGCCCUGGGGCUGCUGCGGUCUGAGGGCCUGGAGACCAGUGCUUCAUGGACCUCUUCGCCUCUUUGGGACAAGAUCGUGAUCCAGAGAGUACAUCCAUCCCCUCUCCUGCAGAGACUGAGUCCCAGAGUGAAGUACUAAGGUCUGAACAAAAGGUCCUGAGUCAAAGCUGACCUAGGAUGAAUGUCCCAACUGAAUGUUUGAUGUUUCCACUCAUUAACAAAGUAUCGUUAUAUGUGCUUACUUAUUGGCAAAACAUGUUCACCUUUCUGUAUCUAGAAACAGCAUAAGGCUACAUCUGGCCUAAUUAGGGAGUACAGGAUCAAAGAUCCUCCCCUAGAUCCUCCUUGAGCCCUGGCCAGGCUUGGGGAGAAAGCUGACAGGAAAAUGGAAUUAGAAAUGAGGUCAGCUGGUUUGUUUAGCAGUGUAAAACCUGGGCCACUGUCCCAGCAAAGCGGGGGAGCCCCGUGGCCCCCAGAGGAGGAGGCCCUGCAGGAGCUCCCAGCUCCUGGCGUGGUUCUCCAGCCCUGGGCUGUGACAGCUGCCCCCAGAACUGAUGGCUCUUGGGCCUGGGUGAUGUGUGAUGGAUCUUCCAUAGUCACUGUAGGCAUUCUUUCCUAGCAAUGAUUAGCAUUGCUCAGCUUGUCCCUUUGCAACUCUUUGCUCUUGGUUAGGUGCCUUGCUUAGCUUCCCCUUUUGUGAUUCUUUGCAGUUUUCCAUCAUAGUAAAUGCCACUGUUCCUUAAGUUGGUGUCUGUGUCUCUGACCCUACUCACCAGGAAAACAAAAUCAGUGUAGUCAGCAGGGUCAGAACAAACUGUUGCUUUUAAAAUCUAAAUUAAAGUAACCAGUCCUGUAUGAAAUUCCCAGAUGGGAAGUACUUCCAUGUAGUUCACUGGUCCUCAGGUGGGCUAAGGUUGGAGGACCAUGUGAGAAAUGGAGAAGUCAGUUAAAAGAAGCUGAACUGCUGGAUGUAUUGAAGUGCAUCCAAAAAUCCCAUACUGAAAAAAGAAAAGAACUUGUGGAUUUGGAAAGGCAAGGAUGGAUUUUAUUAACAGUAUAUCAAACAAACAAAACACCAACAAAAGGAACAGUUGUUGAAAUGCUCUAGCAUGAACCAACAGAUGUGAGUUGCAGAAUCAAAUUGUAAUGCUAAAAUGCCAAAUUAAGCUGCUUGCUGAUAAGAUGGAUUUACCAGACUUGCUCAGAAGGCUGCAGUUAGAGUAGCUCAGUAUAAGGAAAGGAGGGGGCAAGUGAAGCACAAGAAAAUGCAUGUAGUGAUUGCAGAGGCAGGUGUGCAGUGGGAUCCUGAUGAAUGGAACAGAGAUAUUUGGGCUGCUGUGGAUUCUGAUGAGGUUGGUUCCUGAGAUGAAUUUGUACAUGUGAGACCAGCAUGGAGACAAAUGGUAGAAUUAGAUGCUAAUGAUCAGGAGGGAUACUCAUAGAGGAUUAUACUCAGCAGGAAGUAAAUUAAAUAUUUGAGCAGUUUAGUAAAAAAAGGGGAACCUCUUUUCUCUUGGAUGGUGUGCUUGCAUGACCAGGGAGCAUCAGGGAUAACCCUAGACUCAGGGGACUCUAAGAACUUUUUAGAUUGACUUUGGAUUUUUUGUGCAGGAUGCAUUUUGGAAUAACGUUCACAAUACUAAUUUGUUAGCUUUGGCUGCUUUGGAUGGAAUACUAAACAUCCUACAGCAAAUUAUUGGCCAGGAUCUGAAAAAGUCAGUGGUACACUUUGUGAGAUUGUGUACAAUGAGAUGCAAGAGAACCUCUUGUGAUUUUGUAUUUGUAGAUAACGUUACUGACUGAAGAUACAAGUAGUCACUCCAGUAUUUGUACCUGUAACUUUAUUGCAAUGAUAUGCUUUUAGUUAUUUAUUUUUUUAUAUUUUUUAAAUGAAAAUAUUUAGUUUUUUACUUCCUGUUAUAUCCUGUCAAUUUUUUGGAACCUAACUGUAGUCUGAUUCAAGACUUGCAGCCUACUCCCAUUGGUAUGAGGUGGUAAAGGUUCUGUUCCAACACACAGACCUGAGGCUUGCUGAAAUAAACCCAGGACAAUGGAUAAAAGGCUUUGAUGGCUGUCCAUCAUGGUAUGGCAGAAAUCCAUCAUGUGAUGGAGACAUGGAUAGUGGGACAUUAUUUUCAGAUGGAUGCCUACAGCUACCUGAAUUUUCAACUGAGUGCUUCACCCUGGUGUUGUUUUAUUGAUUCUAAUCCUUUUGCUUUUUGUUGUGAUAAUUGCAUUGUAUGUUAAGGUUUGGAUGAUCAUGAAACAAUUAUCUUACCAACUACCUCCACUGAUACUCGACAAUCCAUGUGGUACCAAAGCAUGAAAUGCUCUCGAGCUCUAUUUGGAUAUUGUGAAGCUUGAGUGAUUAUAGUCACAGAGUGUACUGUGCAGGACAAUGACUGGGAACUCUGUGGACACGUAACUGGGGGUACAAUUAGAGGAAACUGAGGACUUAGAACAGUUUGGAAAUUAUGGGUUAUAUAUAUUCCUUAAUUUGGUGUCUGUGUCUCUGACCCUACCUACUGGCAAAACAGAUUCAGGACUGCAGAGCUUGGUCAUGUGCUGCCUCUUCCCUCACAGGGAAGUCACCUGGCUGGAUGGGAGUGCUGGUGGCCCAGGGCUGGUCUCUGCCCUCCUCCAGUCCCACAGAGGGGCAGUGGCACCAGCACAGCCCCCUGGCCAUGAACAUUGCUUUCUCUGUGCACAGGAGGCCCCACGUGAUGGUGCAGCUGUACUCAUUCCAUCUGCCACGUGGCUGUGUCACCAGCUCCUCCCUGCCUUCCAGGUGCCAGACCUGAACCUGGCAGCCCUGGCUGGAGCUCUGCAGGAAGGCUUACUGCAACUUGUUCUGGUACUCACAGUACUCUGGUACUCACUGCUAGCAAACUGCCCUCACCAUGCUGUUCCAUGUCAAUAUCUUGCUCAAGUGUCAGUGAGAUGUCCUCAGUGUAGUUGUUCUUGUGUCCAACCUCAUCUGCCUUUUAGAAUUUUAGGGUGAAUUUUUAAAUCUAUUAAAUUAAAUGU